GUACGGGUAGGGAGUGGGUGCGGGCCGGGGGCCCAGCACUCUGGGGCUAGGGUUUGGGUAAGGUGAGUUCCAGGAACUUUGGACGUCCGUUGGCGGUCGUUGUCUCGAUCCGCCGUUUGAGCGCCCUUGACCACGACCCCGGUUGCCGUUGCCACGCCCUUGUCCGCGUCCAAAACCGCUGCGCUGUCCCGAGGAAGAGCCAUCGCCAAAAUUGCUGCCAAAAACACGAUCCACACUGCCGGCAUGAGGAGCACCGCGGCUGCCACCCCCGCUAUGCUGACCGCCGGUGAAACCACCGGCGUCCCGACCUGCCAGCAACGCCGUGCUGCUGGUUCCGCCCAGGGGAGUCCGCUGCCGAUCGAGGAUGAGGAGAGCCGAUCGUACCUGGAGGAAACUCGGCAUGGGAUCCUGGAACUGGAGAAACGAGCCCUGGAGGAUGGCGUCGAGCUGAAACCAUUCAUCGUCGUCGUCGGAGAUGGGAGCAAUAGAGCCGUUGAGAUAACCCUGAAGGUUGAACCGCUGUGCAAGAAGAAGGAACAAGCGGCUCCACUUUUUGUAGUUCGGUUGAGAAAAGCUGAGUUGGAUUGGAACAUGGAAUUUGACAUUGGAGACGGAGAAAGCCAGAUGUGGAGAUUUUUGGGUGGAGGAUUGAGAGGUGAUUUCACUUUCAGCCAUUGUAGGAGGGGGAGGAGGCUGUCGGCCGUGAAGAGAGGAGAAGGGAGAUGGCGGCGCAGGUGUUGGUUCGGCGUAAGGGGAGGGCCGAAACUAGGGAAGAUAUUUUAAGGUUUUAGUUAGGCUCUGAUACCAUGAAAGAAGUGGAAUUUUCAUUGAUGAAUUAUGAGAGGAAUACAUGUAUAUAUAUACAAAGUCUCAAUCCUAGUUAUGGUAGGAGAAAUAUUCUAGGAAACUAUACAACUAUGGAAACAAAUCAUAAUACAAUAAUAUUAAAUAUAUUUUAUAUAUUUAACACUUUUCAUGUAUUUUUUUAUUUAAUGAUCAUAAAUAUAUUUAAUAUUUUUUAACAAUAAAUUUGAAAACUAAUU
Molecule: messenger RNA, 1043 nt
Organism: Cuscuta campestris
Lineage: Eukaryota; Viridiplantae; Streptophyta; Magnoliopsida; Solanales; Convolvulaceae
Source: the annotation of a GenBank genome assembly